This is a messenger RNA of Carica papaya (papaya), 776 nucleotides long. It is a transcript of the gene CPISCA, whose product is annotated as chloroplast-localized ISCA-like protein. Gene Ontology annotation, cellular component: chloroplast stroma. The record is from RefSeq and is a predicted model, not a curated record. NCBI's taxonomy places the organism in Eukaryota, Viridiplantae, Streptophyta, Magnoliopsida, Brassicales, Caricaceae. Gene Ontology annotation, molecular function: iron-sulfur cluster binding; protein-macromolecule adaptor activity. Gene Ontology annotation, biological process: iron-sulfur cluster assembly.
UGACCGUCAACUGUUCUCUCGCGGGCAACCCAAACACUCAGCAUUCAAAGUUCCCUCAUAAUUAAUUAAUCACCAAUCCGAAAUCAGGUUUUUAUGAAAAUCAGAGCAGAGAGUUUGUCUGACGUACGCUCCAAUGGCGUUCUCUGCAAUUACACCGCAAACUCUCUCUCUUCUUCGUCUAUGUACUAGCAGUUUACAAUCGAGCUCUUCAACUCAGAGUCGUUCGGUUUCUUUUCGAUUUCAAAGGAAAAUUCACAGCCGUAGAAAACCUCUCUCUAUUCGAUCAACUUCACUCCCAGCAAUGCCAACAUCAGAGGGGCUCACUCCUGCCAUUUCACUUACUGAGAAUGCAAUGAAGCACUUGAAAAAGAUGAGGGCUGACCGUAAUGAAGAUUUGUGCUUGAGAAUCGGUGUAAAACAGGGUGGAUGCUCGGGCAUGUCUUACACAAUGGAGUUUGAGAGUAGAGCAAACACAAGACCAGAUGACUCAAUUAUAGAAUAUAAUGGCUUCGUGAUUGUUUGUGAUCCAAAGAGUCUCCUAUUCCUAUUUGGGAUGCAGUUGGACUACAGUGAUGCUCUUAUUGGCGGCGGUUUCUCUUUCAAGAACCCAAAUGCUACGCAGACAUGUGGUUGUGGAAAAUCCUUUGCAGCAGAGAUGUGAAAUCAUGUAUACAAAAAUGUUUGGCAGAUAUUGAAUAGAAUGUAACAUAUCUUUUACUCAUAUAUCAAUUUUAAGUUGAUCUUAUCCUAUUACAUGCAUCAUUGUUCCUUAUGAA